AUGGAACUGGAUCCCAAUAUCGUCGCCAUCUUUGGCCCACCACCCAAAGAUAUGGAUCUCAGCCAAUAUCAGAUCACAACGUACAAUAUUGUUACUUGUGUCAUUCUUGGAAUCGCCUUCUUGGUUGUAGCUUUGCGCUUCUAUGUGAGAAACAUGAAAUCUGCCCAACUGGAGAUGGAUGAUUGGGCUGUGUUGGUGAGCUUGUUUUGUGCUGCUGCUACUGUCUCAAUGACAAUCUUAGCUGGCCAACAUGGAUCUGGAGCACAUGUUUGGUCCAUCAAGAUUAUGACUCUCGUCGAAGUUUUCAAGAUCGUUUACGCCGAGCCUUUCGUAUACGCCCUCGCCGUUACGUCCGUCAAAAUUAGCAUUCUCCUCCUCUACCGUCGGCUGUUCCCGCUCGGCAUCAAUAAGAGUCGUGCUUAUACGAUAAUGUUUUAUGUUGCAACGUUCUUGACGAGUUGCUAUCCCUUUAUACUUUGGAUCACAAUGGCUUUCGCAUGCAAGCCUGUCAGCUUUUUCUGGAACCAAUACAUCGGCGCCGAGGGAAAGUGCAUAGAUGUGAAGCUAUUCUUCCUUGUGCUGGGAGUUAUGAACAUGGUGAAUGACAUUGUUAUCCUAAGCGUCCCUAUUCCCCGUAUCUGGGCUUUGCAAAUGAACAACAAAACCAAGGUUUCAGUUAUCUGCAUUAUGCUUCUCGGUAGCUUUGUCUGUGUCGCCAGUAUCGCUCGCAUCUACUACCUCUGGGGUUUCUUCCAAAACCUCGAUGCCACAUGGUGGAUGGGUCCUUCAUUUGCCUGGUCAAGUCUGGAGCCGUCCGUCGCUAUCAUUUCAGCAUGUCUCCCUACCCUAGCACCUCUCUUCCGACUCGGUCGCAUGAGUGCGACAUCUCGGGGCACGCCUUCUGGGGGAAACGAACUAUCUAAAUCAGGAUCCAAGCAUUUUCAGCUAUUCAGCGUCAACCGAACAAAGGGAACUGGUUUCCAUAGCGACGAUGAUGAGGUUGAGCUUACAUACGAUGUUGGGCGAGGGGGAGCGAGUGAUGCGGCACCUUGGAAUAAUAAAGAGACCAAAGAAUCGUCUGUUGAGCAGGGCAUUGUUGUCUCGACCCAGGUGUCGGUUACACGUCAUGAUAGGAAAGAUCUCAAUGGUAGCAUCUAG
Messenger RNA from Fusarium venenatum, 1158 nucleotides. RefSeq lists its product as uncharacterized. Lineage: Eukaryota; Fungi; Ascomycota; Sordariomycetes; Hypocreales; Nectriaceae. The record is from RefSeq and is a predicted model, not a curated record.